Molecule: messenger RNA, 2646 nt
Organism: Fusarium fujikuroi IMI 58289
Lineage: Eukaryota; Fungi; Ascomycota; Sordariomycetes; Hypocreales; Nectriaceae
Exons: 2
Coding region: 1-2646 (881 amino acids)
Biological process (GO): endosome organization; mitophagy; aggrephagy
Cellular component (GO): aggresome; amphisome
Molecular function (GO): K63-linked polyubiquitin modification-dependent protein binding; calcium ion binding; protein kinase C binding
Source: RefSeq, a predicted model, not a curated record
AUGUGGUUGCCGACGCCUUCCGUCGAGAGUAUUACCCGGCCGCGACUGGCUGUGGCCGUAGUUUCUGCUGUGGCCGCGCUCUCGGCCGGAUACUAUGCAUAUCAGGUCCGGUCGCAAAGUUUCGAGUCUCUGCCCGGUGGUGGCCUACACAGGAGCAACGCAGUACGACGUCAACGCCGCAAUCGGAGAAACGAUGAUGGCUCGAGUUCCUCAUCCGAGGCUCCGGGUGACGAAAACGCCAAUAUUGAUCCAGUCCAACCCCUCGGCGAUGGAGAGACCAUAGUUGAUGGCGGGGACGAGUGGUGGAACGACCCCAGCGGUUUUCCUUCUAAUCAACGAACUGGCCACAACAUCGUCACCCUUCUCUUUCGUGUUUCAGAGGACAAUGCUCGCAGAAAUGGAUGCGUUCACAGAGGCUGCCAAUGUAAUUCAUGUGGCAUGGUUCCCAUUCGCGGGGUCCGUUACCGCUGCGCAAACUGUGCCGACUUUGAUCUUUGCGAAACUUGCGAAGCCCAGGGAGUUCACAUCAAGACUCAUAUCUUUUACAAAAUCCGAAUCCCAGCACCGCCGUUCGGUCCGCGACAAAUGCAGCAAGUUUGGUAUACCGGGGACCCAGACACUUGCAGACGGGCUCUGCCCCGCAGUUUGAUACCCAAGCUGUCACAAGAUACAGGAUUCGAACGCCCAGAGUUGGAGGCUUUCUGGGAACAGUGGACUUUUAUGGCCAACUCGGAAUGGAGAGAUGACCCCGAUGAGUUGUGUGUCGCAAUGGAUCGCAAGACAUUCGAGCGGUGCCUUGUUCCUACAGGAGGCUCCCGUCAUGCAGCACCAAAUCUUAUCCACGAUCGAAUGUUCUCCUUUUACGACUCUAACAACGAUGACUUGAUUGGCUUCACGGAAUUUCUACAUGGAUUAUCAUACAGAAAGCGAAAGGAUAAACUGCGAAAGAUAUUCUCUGGCUACGAUCUGGAUGGCGAUGGAUAUGUUGAUCGCAAAGACUUUUUGCGCAUGUUCCACGGCCUUCAGGAUCAGCUACUCGCCAGCAGCGAAGCUCAGCAGCUCGUUACCAGCCGUCAACCACUGAGCAGUUUAUUUGGACGUGAGGGUCGAGUUCCUCCGGGUGAAGGACAGUUUCGGCACGAGGGCAAGACAUAUCAACGAGACGGUAGUGUGGAUAUUUCCGAUGGGCACGAGCACGUUGUUGCGCCAGAUCGCGGCGACACAGCAGCUCGUGGCGACAUUCUAACAAACCUGUUUGCUUGUGAAACCGACCAUCGAUUCCGGUCCAGGAGGCAGUUCAUAACUAGAAACGACACAGAUAGCAACUGGAGAACAGUCCGCCGUUUGAGUGGCAGUGAGACCGAUCGUACUUAUUGGGUUACGCUAUUGGAACCAGCAUCCACCUUGGACGAGCUUCCAGGCCUCAUAAUGGAGACUUUGAAUCCUGAGAUUGAGGAGCCUACAGAUGAUGAGGAUGAGGACGUUGAUGGCGACAGACCUGCAGAUGGCAUGAAUGGAACCCAUGAAGAAGACGAUACAGGAGGUCCGUCACGAACGGAAAGUGAGAUCAGAGCCGAGACCAUUGCCAAGGAUCGCAGCAGGGCUCCUAGACUGGACAAGCGCAAAAGAGACAUGGCACGCUAUCAACUACAUGAGCGAUGGAAGAGGCGGCAGUUCUACCUCGAUGAGGAAGAAGGGGGUCUUGCCCCUGAUGACUGGGCAGGCAGUGAAGAUAUUCUGGUGGAUCUUCGCCAGAUGGAUGAAGCCUCUAGUGACGACGAAGAAAACGACUCGACAACGACACCGACUAGUUCAAAGGUGAGAUUCGCCAACGGAAAUCUCACCGAUGACGAGGAUCAUGAUAAAACGACUUCUCCUAGCAGUGCUUCUGAGCAUGUGCCGCGAUGGAGAAUACCGCACGCUGAGCGAGAUGCUGGCAAGGAGAUUCUUUACCAGGUCACUCAGCAAGCAUUUAAUGAGUUGCUUGAUACCAUUUUUAAGCCAGCCGAGGACCUUGCUGUGCAAGCAGCUGAAACCAAAGAACAACGGGCAAAGUACAAAGACGUACUAGACACCAUCGAGCUUGGCGAUGAUGAUAAGUCCAAACCUACGAGUCGGGGUGAUUCCAAGGUUAGAUCCGCCACUGACAAGACUCUUGAGGAGCUCUUGUCCGAAACUGGAUAUACUAUUGCUUUGCCAGAAGGACGAAAUGCCGUCGAAAUUGAUACUACGGUUGAAAUCAUCCACGAGGAUGGAACGGCAGAGCCCGUUUCAGGGUCAGAAACUGAGACAACCAUGCCAGUUUCCGAAGACGAAGAACAAGAUCCCACUCUUCCACAAUUCCGGCCCAAAACAUUCGAAGAUGUCCCUACCUCUCCGGCUUACGUAUUCUACCCCAUUACGCAGCCUUUACCAGACACGUCCGAGGACGACGUACCCAGAGAAGAGGAUGACAUCGAUAGCCCUCCCACAUCAGACAUGCUGCGACACUGGAAACGCCUAAGUCUUGCUGAGGCCCAGGCGAUCAAAAGAGGAGGGUGGGGUAAACUAAGCUUUGACGAGUUUGAGGCCAUCUACAAGAGUCAGGAGCACCAAGGCAACAGACUCGAUUAUCUCGGAAGCUGGAUAGACUUUUGUAUUCCCUAG